Messenger RNA from Corticium candelabrum, 2667 nucleotides. RefSeq lists its product as uncharacterized. The transcript is spliced from 13 exons. Gene Ontology annotation, biological process: protein localization to centrosome. Gene Ontology annotation, cellular component: centriolar satellite. Lineage: Eukaryota; Metazoa; Porifera; Homoscleromorpha; Homosclerophorida; Plakinidae. The coding region runs from base 78 to 2411 and encodes 777 amino acids. The record is from RefSeq and is a predicted model, not a curated record.
CUAGCACAGAGGCGGGUAAAGGCGUGAACCUGUUCAGAAUUUGUAGGGGCUUCUUUUUUGUUUUGCAACCAAGAGUGAUGAACAGCAAGAGAAGAGUAGCAACAGCGCGCUGUGCGAGGUUCCAGGGAGUGAGGAAAGCUCAAACGGCGAACAACGUCACCAGACAAGUGAGGUCGGCAGUGAAUGUUGCUGGAAAUUCUGGUGCUUACUCUCUCUACUCAACGUCAAAUGACUCAGAUCAGGUAGGGGUGGUACGCAGAGGUCUAGAGCACUGUGAAGCUGUUUUGAACAGUCUUCUUCAAUCAAAUGAAGGGUCAACUAGUUGUUCCAAGACAGCUCAAAGUCAUAGGACAAAGACUGGAGUAACCAAACUUCUUGCUCCAAAGCAAUCAUCAACUCCUCGUGGCCAAUUAAGGGAGCAUUGCGAAGUUGAGAAUGAACAUUGUGAGAAACAGAAGGAAGAGCAGACAACUGCAGUGAAAAACAGACAUAGAAUGAGCAAACAGAGUUGUACAGAAGUGCCUGUGACUAGUAAUGUUCAUAUACCCCCUGUAGUUAGUAUUGACAAGGAAACUCAAACCACAGUUGCAGGUACUAAUACUGAUAUCAAAGUUCCACACCAACCAAAGCAGAGAAAUGAUGGUAGACAGUUGGGACAUGUUCAGUAUUCUGCUCAAGGAGCAGUUCCUUAUCGGAGUAGACACAAGUCUCGAAGACACCAGAGUGUUCCUGCGGGUUUACCAUCAUUUAAUAUCAGGCAACAGCCAGGUCCACAGAUGUACUCUUCUGCAUGGUAUCCACCAUAUCCAUACUAUCCUUCUUACCAUCCAUUUAUGGCUCCUGAUUUGAAUAUUUACCCAUCUGCUGCUGCAAGCAACGAUCAUGCAAUUUUUUUAGACAGAAGACAGUCUCAUGACGUUGAGAAGAAUUUUGGACAUUUAGAUGGUAGAAAUUCAUCACAACAGAUGCCACCAAUGACAAAACCAUUUUCUUAUCCUCCCAGUUCAUGUCCUGGACUGGUCAACCCCCAACAUCCGAGACCUUUACAGCAGACUUUAAAGAGUGAACACAGACAAGCAGAAGUGAGGUUCAAACUAUCAAGCAAACUUGGUCAGCUGAAGUCACUUGCUGCUGCAACAGGUCAUUGUGAGAUAAUAGACUUGGUUGAUUCCUUGGGAAAAGAAUUGGCAGCUACUCAAUCUGUGCCACUUAUAAUGAGCAACAGCAAAGAUAAUAAGUGCAACCAGACAGUGAAAAAAUUAGAGAGAGAAAUACAUCAGCUUAGACUUGAGAGAGAGCAUCUACAGAAGAGAUUUAAAGUUGCAAAGGAAAGGCUGGCUGAGAUGCACAGAAAUUCAUCGUACAAAAAUGUGCUGCAAUUGAAAGUUGAGUUGGAGAGGAUGGAACAGAGUGCAGCUGAAGUUGAAGAAACUGUGGGAAUGUUGAGAUCACAGAAUGAAGUGUUAAGUAGAGCUGUUCAUGGCAGCAAGUUGGAAGUUAAGAAGGCAAUGGAAUUACUGUUUGUCAAGGAAAAGGAGAACUUUGAUCUUCAACAGAAUGGUGACAGCAGACUACAGGCACUACAACAAGCAAUGCAACAUGCAGAAGCACAGCAGAGAUCAACAAAGUUGUCAUUAGACGAGAGUGAAAGGAAGAAUUCUGUUCUGAAACUGUCACUGAAAGAACGUGAUGCUCAAAUUACCAGUCUGAAAGACCAAGUGCUGUAUGUGAGCUCACUAGGGUUAAGGAAGUCUGUUGCUGGGUUACUGAUUGACAAAGAAACGAGUAGAAAGACAGCUAAAACUGCGGAAGAAGAGGAGCCAUGGAUCAUACCAUCACUAACUUCACAACAUUUGGAACAGCUACUCCAAAGCAAAAUAUCAGCACCUGCUGUGAAUCCGCAUUCUAGUGGGUGUGUUGUUAGCCCUACAAGCAGCUGCACACUGUCUGAACGAUUUGAGUCUGUUGGAGCAGGAGGCAAUGUGCUGGACAAUGUAAAUAAGACAUCACAAAUGAGUGACAUGGCAAGGCAGGAGACUACAAUCAAGCCAUGUCAUAGUGACAGCGCAAUAGCAGACCCUGAUCGAAUCGAUCCGACAUCAAGUGUCUGUAAGUGGCUUGAACAAGCAUCCACAGAGACAACCAACAGCAAGACUUGCCAUCUAUCACAUACUAAUUCAUCAUGUGUAGAGUCUGCUGGUUCUGUUCAAGCUGCUAUGCCAAUUUCUGGCACAAACUCAAAGUCUAGUAGCAUUAUAGAAACAUUCAAUGGUCAGGAGAAUGGGAGUGCCGAUUUAGUAUCAUCUACAUCGACGGCAACAUGGAGUGUUAGUGAAGCUGAAUUUAGACGAGAUUUAGCUGCUCUAGAUGCUGGAAUAGCACACCUACAAAGACAGUUACUGGAAAAGUAAAUGUAGGAUACACCCCCAUAACCUUGACAUAGAAUUAUGCUGUACAUGUAGACAAAACAACAUAUUCUAUACCAUAGAAUCUAGUGGUUAUUUAAUUGAGCAAUGCUAGUGGAUAUUGAUAUUGCUGAGCAACUACUGAUGAUAAUGAUUCUUGCAUAUAAACAUCUUAUUUGAGAUGCCUUUUUUGUAACUAACAUUCUAUCUGAAUAAUGUAUUAUUAUAGUCUUAAUUUGAGCUGCACUGUAACAUCAGACAC